This is a messenger RNA of Boleophthalmus pectinirostris (great blue-spotted mudskipper), 3435 nucleotides long. RefSeq lists its product as uncharacterized. The transcript has a single exon. The coding region runs from base 64 to 1632 and encodes 522 amino acids. NCBI's taxonomy places the organism in Eukaryota, Metazoa, Chordata, Actinopteri, Gobiiformes, Gobiidae. The record is from RefSeq and is a predicted model, not a curated record. Gene Ontology annotation, molecular function: nucleic acid binding; zinc ion binding.
AAAAAAAAAAAAAAAAAAAAAAAAAAAAUUGUUUUUUUACAGUCUCACCAAUUCUGUUUCAAUAUGGACAUUUUUGAGUCCCUUGAUAUUAAAAUACCAAAUGCAGUUAUAGUGCGUGGUACACCAAAAUGUGAAUUAGAUGAGGUUGAGGAUUUUCUGCUCCAAUACGGUGCAAUAGAGCGCUCUGUUAUGAUAAACUCAACUGAAAGUGAAUACCAUGAAAUGCUAGUUGUUGAAUUUAAAACUACUUCAGCUUUUGAUUUAUUGGGUCCAAUACUGCCAUAUAAAUUUAAACCUUCACAAAACGAAUACUGCGUUAAAAAUCUGUCAAAAGUUUACGCAGCUAGUUUAGGUUGCUCCAAAACAAAGACUUACCUGGCUGACUUAAAACAAGUGGCUAAGAUGUCUGGUCAAGAUUUUACUGAAGUCUUACAGGAGCUGAUGACCCAGAUAAAUGAAGCUGUCACUGAACUGUGCCCUUCCUCAUCUCAGAGCUGCACUAAGGAACAGUCUACUGCACCACAGCACAAAAUGGCCACCGAUUCUGUUCCACCACGACUCAAAAUGGCUGCCACUCCUGUACCAUCCGCCCAUAACAUGUCUACUGCUGAACUCAAUCCACCAGAAGUCCAGAGGUAUGUUGUGGAGCACAUAGUUAAGAGUGAUGAUAUUGCCAUACGUUCAUCCCACAGACUGAGGCUGUUUUCUGGAAAAGUCCCCCGCCCACAGCAUGAAGUGGACUAUGAUACCUGGCGCUCUGCUGUGGACCUCAUCUUGAAAGACACUGCUAUCUCAGAGCUCCAACGGUCCAGAUUCAUCCUUGACAGCCUUUUGCCACCUGCUGCAGACAUUGUGAAACACCUCAGCCCAGAUCUACCAGCAGAAAUCUACAUCCAACAUCUUGAUUCAGCUUAUGGGACAGUACAAGACGGGGAAGAGCUCUAUGUCAAAUUUAUGGACACUUUACAAGACUCAGGGGAAAAACCAUCUGCAUACCUACAGCGAUUACAAGUAGCCCUGAGCCUAGCCGUAAAGCGGGGAGGAGUGAAGCAGAGCGACGUAAACAGACACCUGCUCAGUCAGUUUUGCAGAGGAUGCUGGGAUAAUAGCCUCAUCUCCGAGCUCCAGCUGAAGCAGAGAAAAGCAAACCCACCUUCUUUUGCUGAACUGUUAUUGUUAUUAAGAACUGAAGAAGAUCGUGAAGCAUGUAAAGCCCAGCGGAUGAGACAACACCUCGGAACAACUAAACAAAAAGCUGCUGCUCAAGCUCAGUUUGUAGUAGAAGAAGAUGGAGUUUCUGCUGCUCUAUCCUCACUCACAAAACAAAUAGCUGACAUACAGAAACAACUUGCCGCUCUAACAGCCUCCCAGUCUGCUCAGUCCCGCCCAUCGUAUCCUCUAAGAGGGCCUCCAGUCCCAAAGCUGCAAACGAGACAAAGAAUAGCUCCAAAAGCCCGAUCAUCAAGUCCAAAGCCUGGUUUCUGUUUCCGUUGUGGAGAAGAUGGACACAUUAAGCCACAAUGUGAGAACCGUCCCAACCCAGCACUCGUUAGCUCCAAACGUAAACAGUUCAAUGAUAAGAAGCAAAGGUGGCAACCACAAAACCAAUAUUCAAAUGAACAUUUAAACUAACUUCAGUUCCUGUCGUGGGACAUACAGGAACUGUGCAGGACCCACACUGUCCCGCCAACAAACCGAAGAAACAUGCUUGCUGUGCAGAACUACAACAGCCCAGUCCAGGACCAACAACAAGGCUGCCCAAAGGACUUAUUGGAUCACGAUGCACAGCAGAAGUGAACAUUGUUGGUCACACUCACCAGUGCCUGCUCGACACCGGAUCUCAGGUGACCACAAUACCGGUUUCAUUUUACAAUCGCUAUCUUCAUGAACAGCCCAUCAAUCCAUUACACAAUUUGCUCCAAGUAGAAGGUGCCGCUGGUCACAAUGUCCCAUACCUUGGCUAUGUUGAAAUAACCAUACAGUUUCCUAAAGAAUUCAUUGGUGAAGAAUACAAUAUAGCCACACUCGCUCUAGUUGUCCCAGAUGCACGACCUGAUGUCCCAUCUACUGUACUCGUCGGCAUGAACACUCUCGAACCGCUGUAUGAGCAGUACAUUUCUGAACAUUCCACAUUCCUACCCAGUGCUCAUGGUUACAGAGCUGUCUUGAAGACACUACAGUUGUCACACCAGCAGAAGGAUCAAGGCAACAUCGGAGUUGUGAGGCUUCUCAGCAAGACCCCAGUGCGUGUUCCGGCCGGCCGCACUAUUGUCAUCGAGGGCUCAGCCAAAGUCUCCUCUCCACCAUCCAGCCAGAGUGUCCUCCUUCAACAUCCUGCCUCCACCCUGCCCGGUGGCCUGUGUGUCAGCAGCUGUCUCAUAUCUCUUCCGGCUCUUCCACCAUGCAAGGUCCCUGUGGUCAUCACCAAUGAAUCACAGCAAGACACAUUCAUUCCACCAUAUAGUAUCAUUGCUGAUUUAGAGGCAUACCACUGCGUCCUCUCCGAACAGCAAGUGACCCAUCUUCCAGCUGAGAAACCAUCAUUCAGCCUUAAUAUCAACUUCAGUGAUUCUCCACUGUCACCGGAGUGGAAGAAGAGGGUUACUGAGAAACUGGAAGCUGUCACAGAGGUAUUUUCGCAGCAUGAUCUGGAUUUUGGAUGCACAACUGCUGUUAAACACCACAUUCCACUCCACGACAAUACACCAUUCAAACAACGUGCCCGGCCAGUCCACCCGCAGGAUAUCGAAGCUGUCCGCCGACAUCUACGGGAGCUUUUGGAAGCCGGUGUAAUACGGGAGUCGUCAUCAUCCUUCUCAUCUCCUGUCGUGGUGGUUCGGAAAAAGAACGGCGAUGUCAGACUGUGUAUCGACUACCGCAAAUUAAACCUCCAGACCAUAAAAGACGCGUAUGCUCUACCAAACCUUGAAGAAUCAUUUUCAGCCCUUUCUGGAUCCAAGUGGUUCUCAGUGCUAGAUCUGAAAUCCGGUUAUUACCAAAUUGAAAUGUCAGAGGAAGAUAAGCCCAAGACUGCCUUCGUUACUCCCCUUGGGUUUUGGGAGUUUAACCGGAUGCCUCAAGGUGUCACGAACGCACCGAGCACAUUCCAGCGCCUAAUGGAGCGGUGCAUGGGAGAUCUCCAUCUGAAGGAGGUGCUUGUGUUUUUGGAUGACCUCAUCAUUUAUUCAGACACUUUGGAGGAGCACGAACGCCGACUACUGAGAGUCCUGGACCGGCUACGACAAUACGGACUGAAGCUAUCACUUGAGAAAUGUAGAUUCUUCCAGAAAUCUGUGCGUUACUUGGGACACAUUGUAUCAGAGCGAGGAGUGGAAACCGACCCAGAGAAAAUUGAAACCAUAAAGACCUGGCCAAUUCCCACCACACUCAGACAAUUAAGAUCAUUUCUGGGCUUUCGCGGGAUAUUAUCGCCGC